GUAAAUAAGUUAAUAGAUAUGUUAGUUAAAGUACUGUACAUUAUAAACAAAUUACUCUAUUUGUACAUUUUAAAAUGUAGAAGAUGAUAGCUUAGUUGGCGAACAAAAUCGUAAAAGUUUAGUUCGUGCAUUCGGUGAUGGCCUUCGACAAGCUCAAUUAGAUAUUCAAACCUCAUUUACUGUUGAUGCACUUGCUGCCCUCAAUCCAGAUGAUGAUGUCAAAGUUGUCGUUACAACUCCAUCAAAACAAACAUGUCAUAUGCAAGUCAUUAAUAAUCGUAAUGGUACAUGGACUGUAAAUUAUAUUCCAAAUGAAGUUGGUGAAACUUAUAUUGACGUAUUUUUUGGUACUGAACUUGUUUGUGGUAGUCCAUUUAAAGUAAAUGUAUUUGAUAUUAAUCAAAUACAUGUUUCAAAUAUUGAUAGUGGAACGGUUGGUCAUUUAGUUAAAUUUCAUAUUGAUGCUAGUGAAGCUGGUGUUGGUCAAUUAGAAAUAGUUAUACAAGAUGGUCGAAUACCAUGUGAUGCAAUAUCAUGUGGUUCAUUUCAAUUUGAUGCAACAUUUUUACCUAAUGAACCAGGACGAUAUACUAUUGAUGUUAAAUUUAACGGAUUACCUAUACCUGGCAGUCCAUUUUCAUGUUAUAUUAAUGAUAUAUCUCGUGUUACUGUAUCCGAUAGUUUAACAAGUGGUCAUAUUGGACUUCCAUUAUCAUUUGACAUUCAUCAUUGGGAUUCAAAUAAUUAUCAUAAUCGAACUGUCCCAUUUGAUGUAGUGAUUACUGCUCCAUCGGGUCGUUCUGUUCCUUUCAAACGAUUACAAUUAAACGAAAGCAUUACACGUAUCGAUUAUGCUCUAAAUGAGAUCGUCAUUUUACUAAUGUUCAUGGAAAUUGAUACAAAUAAUCAACAAUAUUUAAGUCAACGUUUUAGUUUUACAGAAAAAUCUAAACAACAUUUAAAAUUAUUUCAACGACAUUUAUUACAAUAUCCUAAUGAUAAUAGCACACAUCGUGUGGAUAUCCGUGCAAGUAAUAGUGGUGAAAAAAUGGAUAUUAAUGGUUCACCAUUUGCUCUUAAAGCCUAUGAUUCUAAUCGUUUAAUUGUAUCUGAUAUUCCGCAUCUUGUUACAUAUAAUAAUCCAGUUGAAUUUACAGUUGAUGCUUCUAAAGCAGGUGAAGGUCAACUUGAAGUUGCUAUUAAUGAUGGUUUAGUACCAAAUCAAGUUAAAGCAUUAGGAAAUUCAAAAUUUCUUUUUACAUUUAUUCCUAAAACGAAUGAUCCACAUUUGAUUUCAAUUAAAUUCAAUGGCCAUCAAUUACCUGAUUUUCCAAAAGAAUGUCAAAUAUUUUCAACCAAUGAUAUAACAACACGAGGUCCUGGUCUUAGUCAAGCAUUACUUGGUACACAAACAUGGUUUACUAUUGAAACACCACAUGGUAGUUCAGAUGAUACACAAGUUACUGUAUUUACACCAACUAAUGAAAAAUUAAAUCCAUCAACACGUUUUACUUCAGAUGGACUUCGAGUUGAUUGGAUGCCAUCAGAAGUAGGUACUUACAAUGUUCAUGUAACAUUUGCUGGUAAUCAAGUACCUGGAAGUCCAUUUCGUGUUAAAUGUUAUGAUCCAAAAAAAGUUGUUGUUACACCACCUAUAAAUGAUAGUGCUGUUCGUAAGCCAACAAGAUUUCUCAUUGAUGCAUCUCGAGCUGGCGAAGGAAAUCUUGAAAUUAGUGUAAAUUCUGCUGGUCGUAAUAUUCCAAAUCAAGUUAAUCCUAUUGGCAAUAGUCGUUUCGAAGUACAAUUCACUCCACAAGAGGCUACACUACAUUAUUGUAAUAUUUUAUUCAAUGGCGAACUUGUACCAGAUACGACGAAAGCAUAUGCGUGUAUGAUGCUUAGUCUCGAUCAUCCAUUAGCUACUAGUGAUGGGACAUCAUCUUUGUUUAACUUAUCUUCAGGAAGUCCUUUUGGUGUUAAUGUUAUGGAUACACAACGUGUUGUAGUAUUUGGUAAAGGUCUUGGAUCAGUACCUGUUAAUACUCCAACAUCAUUUACAAUUUUAACACAAAAUGCUGGUGUUGGAGAUUUGAAAUGUUCAGUAAAAGGUCCUGAUGAUCAUUUAAUUCCUUGUAUUAUGACAAAAAUGGAUUCGAAUCGAUAUGACGUAUCUUAUACACCGAAUUGUGUUGGUGAUUUUCAAAUAGAAGUUUUUCAUGAUAAUGAUCCAAUAGAUAAUAAUUCAUAUAUAGCUCGAGCAUUUGAUAUUAAUAAAGUUAUGAUAUAUGAUUUUCCAUCAUCGACUGUUGUUGAUUCACCGACUUUUUUUAUUAUCGAUGCAACUGAUUCUGGUUCGGGUAAUCUUGAAAUAGCUGUAUCAAUUAAUGAAAAAAAUAUACCAAAUUAUGUACAAAAUGAAGGUGGUGCUCGUUUUCGUGUAAAAUUUAUUCCUGAUCAAUCUGGAACAUAUUAUGUUCAUAUUAAAUUUAAUGGAAUUGAUCUUUAUGGAUCACCAUUUACAUGUAAUGUAUUUUCAAGUGAUUUUACAUUUGAAAAUUAUGAAUAUGCACCAAUUAAUAAACGAACAUUAUUUUUAAUUAAACCAAAAUUAAAUUCAAUGUUUAAUCCAAAUAUAUAUGUUGAUAUAAUAGCACCAUCUGGUAAUUGUAUAGAAGGAAAAAUUGAAGAAAAAUCUUUCAAUAUUUAUGCAAUUCGAUUUAUUCCAAAUGAAAUUGGUGAUCAUCAAAUUAUAUUCUAUAAUGAUAAAGAAAAACAACUUACUAUUACAAAAUAUAUAUGUCAAGUUUAUGAUGUAACAAAAAUUCAUAUUAGUGAUUUACCACCUGCUGUUUCACAUCGACUCUAUAAAUUUACUAUUAAUACAACUGAUGCUGGUAAUGGUAAUUUAUCUGUAAAAAUAAAACAAGAUGGAAAUCGAAUAACACAUGAUCAAACUCGUAUUGAUACUCAUAUUUAUGAAAUAGCAUUUAUACCUGAAACAUUCGAUGAAUGUAUCGUAACAUUAUCAUUUAAUGGAGAUAAUAAUUUGGGUCCACUCACAAUACCAAUAAAAACUGAUUUGAAACAAGUUCAUGUUUCAUCCAUACCUCCUGGUAUUGUCGGUCAACCAAUUAUUUUUACUAUCGAUCUUGAUGAAGCAAAACCUGUUUCUGUACUUAUCACAGAAUCUCAUGGUGGUCGAAUUGUUCCACAUACAAUUACAGCAGUAUCAAAUGAAAAAACUCAUUAUCAAAUAAAAUUUACACCAAAUAUUGCUCGUCAACAUACAGUAUUAAUAACUUAUGAUGAUCAACCAACAUCAACUUAUCAUGUUGAUGUAUUUGAUAUAAAUAAAAUUCGUGUUAGUUCUAUAGAAAAUGGAACUGUUGGAGUUCCAUUAGUUUUUAGUGUUGAUACACAUGGUGCAGGUGAAGGUCAUUUAGAAGUAACAAUAAGUGAUGGUCAACGAACAUUACCAGCUGAACUUAAAAGUAUUCAAGCAAGAAAAUUUGAUAUUGGUUUUCUACCAGAAAUACAUGGAAAACAUUCAAUUGCAAUUGCAUUUAAUGGAAUUCCAGUUGAAGGUAGUCCAUUUGAAAUUCAUAUUCGUGAUUCAUCAACAAGUAAUAAAGAAAGUAUUCAAGAACAAGAAGGUGAAGAAGAGGAAGAAGAUAUUGGUGAUCAUGAAUUUUUAAUUGGUGGACAAUUAGAAGGAACAAAAGUUGGUGAACUUGCUUGGUUAAUUUGUGAUUCAUCAUUAAGUGAUAUUUAUGAAGAUUUUGAGAUGUUUGUCACUGAUCCCGAUCAGAUUAUAAUCAAACAUACACGAAUACAAGAUUCUGGUGGUCGAUGGCGUAUUGAAUUUGAACCUAUUAAAUCUGGUACACAUCAAAUUCAAACUAGUGAUAAUAGUACUGAUGAUUCACCAAUUAUUCUUGCAUCAAUGGAUAUUUUACCAGCAAAUAGUCGAAGAAUAAUUGAAGGUGAAAGAAUAAUUCAUCCAAAUGUUCUAAAUUUUAUUAUGGUUAAUUCUAAUAAUGAAAAUUUAAAAAUUCGAUUAAGACGUUCAAAUGGUGAUGAAGUUCCAAUUGAAAUACAACGAGAUUCAUCAGAAUGGAAAAUUUAUUUUACUUUAACUGCAACCGAUUAUUAUCAAUUUAGUUUUGAUGAUAAUAAUGAUGAACAAAUAUUUGAUAUACAUUGUGUUGCUGAAGAAACAGAUAUAUUUCGUAAUGGUGGUAUCGAAGAUAUAACUCGAUUAAUUGUUGAUCAUAGUAAAAUAAAUGGAAGUGAUGUUAAUGUUAUUGUAAAAGAUCCAUUAGCUCAUACAAUUCCAGCGGCAUUCUAUCGAAAUUUAAGUCGAGAUCUUAUUAUUGAAUAUGUACCAACGAAACUAGAUAUUCAUGAAGUAUUUAUUCGAAUACAAAACAAUCUACUUGAUAUAUGUCCAAUGCGUAUAAUGUCAUUUGGUGCAAAUACUUCAUUUGAACCUGUACUUCGUGUACAAGUUAAAGAAGUUCUUGAACAUACAUUUGAAGGUGUUACUGAUAAUAUUGAUAAAUUACAAAUAGAUAUUAGCGAUCCAUUUGAAAGACCAUUACCAUUUCAACGUUCAAAAAAUGAAUGUGGAGAAUUAACAAUUGCUUUAUCACCUGUUCGUGUCGGUACUCAUUGGAUACGUAUAUCAAAUGAUGAUAGUAAAAAUUUUGCUUUAUUACCUAUAUUUGCAUUUGAUGAUGAUUAUGUACCACUAUCACCUAUUAUUACACCAUCACCAGAAGAUAAAUUCUUACCAGAAAAACAAUUCAAAAAUAGUAAUAAUAAUAAUAAUAAUAAUCAGACGACAAAUGAUUCAUUUAUGCCACUUUUAACUGGAAAAGACUUAAGAAUAAGUAGUGAAACAUCUGAAACUCGAUCAUCACGUGUAUCAUCUAAUGCAUCAUCACAAUUACCAUCUCCAAUUAAAGAACUAAGAGAAACAACUUCACCAAUAAUUCCUAAAGAAUCUCAUAAAAUAUCUUCGAAAGAUGCUCGAUCAAGUCCUGAAGUACACGUACUUGAUAUAACAGAUUUAAAUGAUCCAGGUGUUUAUAUUGUUUCAAAAUUUAGUUUUAAAGAUGUCGAUAAUAAAUUUCAUAUUACUAUAUAUGAUGCUGAUGGUAAAAAUAUUAAUUACAAAACUGAAUAUCUUAUUGAUGGACGAAAAAGAAUUUUCUAUGAACCUACUGUUAUUGGUCCUGUUGAAAUUCAUAUUGCAAAAGAUAAUGAACCUAUUGACGGUAGUCCAUUAAUUGUUCAUGCAUUUGAUCCAUCUUCAGUUUAUUUAAUUGAUUUUCCUGAUCAAAUACAAAUCGAUACAAUAAAUCGUUUUGUUAUUGAUCCUACAAAAGCUGGAAAAGGUUCAUUAAAAGUUGCUAUCAAAGGUCCAAAUAAUCGAUCAUUACCAAUUACUGUUCUUAAACGAUCAAAUGGUCCACAUACUAUAUAUGUUUUAUUUAAUCGAGUUCCAAUACCAGAAACACCACUUCGAGUAUUUGUUGAAUCUAAAGAUUUUAUAAAGGCAUCAGAUGAACCUAUUGAAGAACAAUCGAUAAUUAAAAGUACUGAAACUAAUGAAAUUGGAGAACGUGGACGUUCACUUUUUCCAAAACAACAUGAUCAAG
Molecule: messenger RNA, 5663 nt
Organism: Rotaria sordida
Lineage: Eukaryota; Metazoa; Rotifera; Eurotatoria; Philodinida; Philodinidae
Source: the annotation of a GenBank genome assembly